Molecule: messenger RNA, 1899 nt
Organism: Adineta ricciae
Lineage: Eukaryota; Metazoa; Rotifera; Eurotatoria; Adinetida; Adinetidae
Source: the annotation of a GenBank genome assembly
AUGGGUUUAUUACGUGGCAUCAAAUACGGCACGGAAACAUAUCAUACGUUAUUUAUGCGAUUGUGCAGUUUUGCGGCUAUAUACUGUGUUGAUGUGAAAGGUCAUUCGAAAAGUGUUGGUUAUGAGCCAGGAAUGCAGAUUGCCGAAGGUAAAUUCACGAAUACAUGGAAUGCUGUAGUCAUCGAUGGUGAAUGGAGAUUUGUUCAAUGCAAUUGGGGUGCUAGACAUUUAGUCAUGAGUAAAGACAAAAAACAAGUUGAUGUAGCACCACCAAAACCAACACGAGAAAAAAUAAAGUAUCAGUACGAUGAACAUUACUUCCUACCCGACCCCGAAGAUUUCAUUUUGGAAUUCUUUCCUUAUAAAACCGAAUGGCAAUUACUGGAAUCACCGAUAACUCUACAACAGUUCGAACAAUUGCCAUUUGUUCGUUCACUUUUCUUUCACUAUCAUCUGUCAUUCGUUAAUCAACAGCAUGCCGUUAUACAAACUGACAAUCGGGGAGCAUGUGACAUCAAAUUGCGUAUGCCCGAUUCACUUAAGCAUCGUCUUGCCUUUCAUUUUCAUCUACGUUUUGCACAUACAUCCAUGAGUGAACAAGCAGAAGAUCUAAGUGAAUUCCAAGGUGUUCGUCUGGAACGUUAUGUAUUACAUACAGUUCAAGAUGAUCUGGUGUCGUUUAAUAUCCAUGUACCACAAGAAGGAGAUUAUUUUAUUGAAAUUUUCGCAUCGCUUGUGGAACCGGAUCCCAAUCCAUUUGGACAAAGCUUUAAAUUAAAAUGUGUUUGUAAAUAUCGUAUUGCCUGUAAAAAUUUAAUCCAACGAAUGGUAAACAAACAUCCUCUUCCAGCAUGCGCGUCAGGUGAAUGGGGACCGGCGAAAGCUAUCCGUCAUUUCAAUAUUUGUCCAUUGACACAUUUCCAAGCCAUAUUCGAAACACAUCAAUUACCAAUUAUAAUCAAAUUCCGUUGUCCUAAACAACUAAAAUUUCAUGGUAAAUUAAGUUCGAAUCAAUACUCAUCAAUCAAUCACGAUCAAAGUAUCAUCUCGAAUUCAGCAGCAUCCAAUGGUCUCGAUAAAUAUGUCAAAUACGAAUAUGAUGAAUAUGAUUUUAUAAUUUCAUUUAUUAUUCAUUUACCACAUGAUGGACAAUAUGGCAUUGAUUUAUAUGCACGUGAUCCAGAAUACCAAACAGAGAAACGAACAAUGUCACAUUGUUGCAAAUACAUUAUCAAUUAUUCGAAGCCACCGACAGUUGACACAAUAGCACCAGCGCCGGCGUCGAUCUCGACGCCACCAACUAACACAACUCCUAACAAUAAUCAUUUAUAUCAUGAUUAUUCUUUUGAUGGUGCCAAAUCCAAUGGACAACAACGAAUGACAUCGCCGCAUAUCAAUGCAAGUUUUUAUCAAUCUGAACGAAGUGUUUCACCUCGUUCGACAUCAUCACGAGAUACAAAUGGCUCAGGAACGUCGCCUACCAUCGCGAUGCCGAAGAUAGGCGCGAAUACAAAUCUACUUUCGGAAUUCGGCAUGACUCCACUGAGUCAUCCGGAUCCGUCAAUAACAUUGCAUGGAACCAAUGCACUGGAUCUGCAAUUUCAAAUACGGAAAAUGGUCGAUUUCUCGUUCGAUUUGAUCUAUCACCAUGCAUCAGUCGAUCAUUCCACACGUGCACAAUUGCAAAAUUUAAAUCAACGUUUGAAUGCAUCCGACUAUGUGACAAUUCAACCCAAUGGUGGUUUCAAUGUCAUAUUUGCAUUGAAAUUACCUAAAUCAGGUGUUUAUAGUUUCACGAUAUAUGCCGCGACAACAAAUCAUCGAAAUGAUGCCCAAUCACAUACAAGUGGGCAAGCAGAAUUGCCAGCUGUUUAUACUUAUUUAAUUCGAUAUGUUUAA